UCCUCUUGUCACAUGUGUGCUGCACGCAACAGCUGUGAGCAGUUGUGGUCAUGUGGUUUGGUUAUUAUUCCUAUUUUCCUUUUGAAUUUGAAUUUUCUAAACAUACGUCAUGUUUUUCACGUGUUGCGCUCCUCAUAACAUGAGAUUGUUUAAAUUUUUAAUAAACAAACGAAAUGAUUAUUCUUGAAAGCAAGCAAUUUACACUCUACAGUACAUUAAUACACUUUACGGAGCUUGAAAGCAAACAAAACAGUGAAGAUGUCUUCAAUUCCUUGCCAAAUCUGCGGUUGUACAGAUUUGAAUCUCGUAGACGGAUUCUACUACUGUGUGGAGUGUGGUACCCAAGAUACGACUCUUAGGGAGACUAUUGUGGAGAAAACUAUAUAUUGUGACUAUGGUGAACAGAAGGGGACAGAUGUAAAGAGAUACAGUACAGUUCUGAAGGAUGCUUUCCAGAUGAGUGGAGAGUGGUGUAAGUGGCACGCCUACAACUUUAUUCUAGCCGCUUUGGCAGAUGAACUCUUAGCGGUUGGGGCAAAACCCACAGUCAAAAUGAAAGUGCAAUGGAUAUGGCUACGAUACAUCAAAAAAUAUCAGACAAAAGAUGAACCAGAAGCCACAAUGUUUGAAAACAAGACUUCAAAUGAACAAGAAGAAAAAAAAUCAACUAAAGAUGACACUGAUGAUGAAUAUGAUUCUGAAAGCGACGAAGGAGAGAGAAAAAAUAAAGUUGGAUAUCAUAAAGCGGACAUUACCAAAAUUACCGUUUCCUUGUUUGUAGCUAUACUAUACACAGCCUUAAACUUAGAUAGCAGUGACAUACAGUUAAGUCACUUGUAUCAGUAUAUAAGAGAGGGUCGUUUAAGUAUCCCCGAUUGUUAUAAGUUCAUUCCCAAAGAAAUACCAUUCAAGUUAAUACCCAAUCGUAAGCAAUUCGAAAGUAGCGUCUACAUUCCGUCCGGUGGUAACAUCACGCCGAUACAAACUCGCGCAUUAUCUUUCGAACUUAUCAAACAGUUGGACUUAGGUGUCCCUUUAGUGCCUGACUUGAACAAAAUCAUAGACAACUUUAUUACAGAGUUGUGUCUUCCAAACGAUUUCAAGGAUUUAGUCUUAUCCUUAACCAGGUCGAUGCCAUGUGAUUUCUUAGAAGUAGACGAUGAGUGUAUGAAACGUCCAGUUUGUAUACCAGAUUAUGAAGCCUUUUGUAUGGCUUAUAUUUUGUUAGCUCUGAAAAUGUGCUUCGGGUUAGACUGCGACUACGAGAAUAAGUUAUCAGAUGCGGUUGACGAAAUAAAUAGUGAACGGGAUUACCUGAAGUCUUAUAAACUCGGCAUGCAUUCGGAACCAACGAAUAGGCUGUUUUCCUUUCGAGAGUGGUGUAUGUUCCUGCAGUGUAGAAAAAUGAUCCUAUGUAAAUAUUAUUUACCUUUGGCGCGUCAGUAUAAUUUUCCUGCAGAUAAUGCUGUCUUCAUGGAGCAUUCGAAUCCAAGGAAGACACAAAUUAUGAAGUUAAGCUACGACGUAGCUAUGGAUAUUUUGAACAAAAUCCCUACCGAUGAUGCGCGCGUCAUUCCUAAGAAAGAAUUUCAUGCUACUGUUACUCCUCUGACUACUUAUACAGAUGUUAUAAGAGAGCACAUUGAUGAUGUUGAAUUGAAAUUACGCCUUUGUGAAGAUUUCACUCAGUAUUCUCUUAAAUAUGCUACACGAGACUUGAAAUUUCCCGAAUGUGAAACGAAUAAUGAAGGAGUGAAUAAAAUAAAUAAAACUGUAAAUACACAUUUAAUAGUCGGUAAUUAUGUACAAAAUACAGGUAACACUAAGGUGGUGGUAGUGAGAAAUUGUGACAACAAAAAUUGGCUUACGACCAAACCUCCUAAGGUAAAACAUAUUACCAAGAUAAAAUCAGACAGUGAAGAUGAUUGCAGUAGUGAACUGGCAUCCGAAACGGAAACAAAUGAAACCUGGUCAGACAUUGAUACUGAUUCGAGUGAUUUCAGUGAAAUGACAUCUGAUUCGGACACAGAUGAAAGUGGAUCAGAUGAUGAUGAUAAUGAUUCUCUUAGUGAACUAUCUCAAACGGAAACAGAUGAAAGCGGACUACUGGAGGAAGAUUCAGAACAUGAGUCAGAAGAAGAAACUGAGGAAAUAUGUGACGUCGUAGGUCCCAAUGAAGAAACUGAAGAAAAGUGUGACAUUAUUGAAGAAGAAGAUGAAGAACUAUGCAUAUUCGAUGAUGAUUUUGGGAAUUUGAAAAUAAAAACAGAAAUCGAGAAGAAAAUUGACCGAGAAGAAACAGAUGACAAUGUAUUUAAUUUUGAAACAAAUAUGGACGCCAGUAAAACGGAGAGGCAUGAGAAUAAUAUCGAUGUACAUGAUAGUUACAUCAAUGAAUACGACAGCAAAAUCGAUAUCCACGAUACUUUCAGUGAAACUUCGUUUCCUGAAAGGGUACCAACAACUUUUGACAGACAGAAGCUUAUAGAAGAAUUGAUAGAGAUAGCUUGUAAAAAGUAUAAAAUAUCCGUACCGAAACAAAAAGAUAACGAGAGACCUGUGAAAAGGAAAAAUUUUGAAAACAGCGAAGCUGGAGUAAGUGCACCGAAAAGAAAGAGAUCUAUUGACAGAACGAAGGCAGGGGAGGCAAAGAAACAAACACAGGGACUACUCACUGCAUAUUACGAAAAUAUACACAAUGACGUGUUACUGCAAAUAUCUGAACAAGUUAGAAAUGCUAUUGAAACUGCUCAAACUCAAGCAGAAUGUAAUAUUGCCGAUGAUGCACCGGGAAAUAUUGCAGAAGAAGAACUUGAUAAUAUAACAAAUGGUGCAGUACGUAAUAUUACAGAUGAUACACUAAAUAAUCAGACAGAAGAAAUAGAUGCACAAAAUCAAAAUGACGUCAAUGGAGACCUCCAAAAUGAUACAAAUGUCGUAGACGAUGAUCAAACUGCAUCCCUCCAUGACGGUAGUACCCAAGACGACACAGCCAAUAGUGCAAUCGAUGAUGGUGAUGCCGAAUUUAAUAUCGAAGAGUUGUUGCCCAAAAUUGAACCAAACUUUGAUCCGAGAACACAUGACAUCGAACAAUUAUACGUGAAGUUUAAAGAUGAGUUUGACGAUUUCGAUUUCUCUAAAAUUGAUAAUGAUCCAGAUAUUAGUGAUAUUAUUGAAAAGAAAAUUGCAGAAUUCCGUGAUUUUAAUGAAAAUGAUAAACCACAACACCAAAAUGAUACUGGUAAAGACAAAACCAGUGAGUCAAAUGAAUCGGACACUGACAUCACAUCGAAACGUGACAAGUUAAAACAGAAAUCAUAUAUGAGGGCCACAUCAGAAGAAUAUCUUGUACUAAAUAGAAAGAUUAAAAUGUUUGGGUACUGGUUGAAAACUUAUAGCUCGAGAAAUUAUAUUGACCGUAGACGUUUGACCCACAAGUUUGAUAUAGAAUUGGGGGAAAACACUCCAAAAAGUUUCUUUUUUGUUAUAAACGAGUGUGCUGCUAUAUCAAAUAGUUCCAAUUUCAGCCUUUAUAAGAAAUUAAAUGCUUGGGAGAAUAGGAUAUUAAAUAAAGAUUGUGGUACCUUAAUGGACCGUUUUAUAUAAACAAGAUUUCAGUUGUGAUCCCUAAAACCGGAAAUCUCGGUUUUUGUGUAAUUAAAACGUUGGGGUCCCAAUGAACUAGAAUGUCGACCUCGCACCGGAAAGCGCAGCGUUGGAAGACCCCCAAUAGGUGGACAGACGUCAUCAAAUGAGUCGCAGAGAGCCGCUGGAUUCAGGCGGCGCAAAACCGUGGCGUGUGGAAGUUCCUACAAGAGACAUAUGUCCAGCCGUGGACGUCUAUCGAUUGUUAAUGAUAAUGAUGAUGAAUACCGGUAUUUCGAACUCCUUCACUUGGUCCAGUAUUCCGGUAUUAACGAAAGUCGGGAUCCUGGUUUUGUAACCCAUAUUAGGUUAUUUAAAAAAUAUGAUCUAUUAGAUAAAAAAUUUAAAAACACGACUGCCCGGCCAUAUUGUUUUUUUUUUUUUCAAAAACUUAUAUCCCAUAUUAUUUGGGAUGGUGUAAGGAUUCUAACGAUACCCCGUACAUACAAGUUUGUUCAGGCAUUUUAGAAGCUAUGGUGGAAUAAAGAAAUUCGCAUACAUGGACCCUGAAAACAUUACACUUUUUUUUUUGGGCAGUUGUAUGAAAAUGGCCUUUAAAGCGGGAUACUCACUUUGAAGGUCUUACUUGCUAUCUAUGUAAAUAAUUUAUUGUUGUAAAUACAUAUUAUAGUUAUUUUAUA
Maniola jurtina (meadow brown) is the source of this 4286-nucleotide messenger RNA. RefSeq lists its product as uncharacterized. Gene Ontology annotation, molecular function: RNA polymerase I core promoter sequence-specific DNA binding. Gene Ontology annotation, cellular component: RNA polymerase I core factor complex; RNA polymerase transcription factor SL1 complex. The record is from RefSeq and is a predicted model, not a curated record. The coding region runs from base 259 to 3606 and encodes 1115 amino acids. The transcript is spliced from 3 exons. Gene Ontology annotation, biological process: nucleolar large rRNA transcription by RNA polymerase I; RNA polymerase I preinitiation complex assembly. NCBI's taxonomy places the organism in Eukaryota, Metazoa, Arthropoda, Insecta, Lepidoptera, Nymphalidae.